AUGGCUCUCAACGGCGCGAUCAACGAAGUGUACCCCACACCAGAUGACAAAGAGAGCUCAACUGUGUCGUAUCUACAUAAGGGCUUCAAGAUCAGCGCGCGCAAACUGCCCAUCUCGAAAUCUGGCCCCAUCGAUGAGAUGUCCAAGGCUCUCUGCAUUCCGGUCCCCGAGAUGAUCUUUGGGGAUAACAUAGUAUCGAUUGAGCAUGUGGCAAGUGGAUGGCGGUUGGAGUUCAACGCGUAUGAUGCGCUGGAUCGCGUGGACAAGACGGACAAGACCAUGUUGAAGGUUGCCUACUCGAAGGAGUGGUCGAGUAGCAGAGAGAAAACCCACGAAGGUAUCAAAGAGGUGGUGAAGCCGUUCGACUGGUCGUACACAACGGACUACAAGGGAACCGUUACCAAGGGAAAGCUAUUCGAGCCAAACUCAGAGCCGAUUCCAAUCGAGCUACUGAAGCGGCCCGACCCAAUUUUGUUCUUUGAGGAAGUGGUUCUUUACGAGAGCGAACUGGACGAUAACGGCAUUUCAAUCUUUUCCUGUAAGCUGAGGGUCAUGCCGGAUCGUAUGUUGCUGCUAUGUCGACUGUUCAUGAGACUGGACAAGGUUCUGGUGCGAAUCCGAGAUACCAGGAUCUAUGUCGACUUUAAUACUGGCAAGAUCAUUAGAGACUAUACCGAGAAGGAGGAGAAGUUUGACCAAGUCAGCCAGAGCCUACUAUCUUCGGGCACGCCUCCUAGCAAUCUCGCAACUGCUCUCCGAGAACCAAAUCAGAUUGCUCAUCUGGUACCACAGGUUACUCAUACUUUGGAAAGUGUAACGGUUUUCUGA
This is a messenger RNA of Drepanopeziza brunnea f. sp. 'multigermtubi' MB_m1, 828 nucleotides long. RefSeq lists its product as uncharacterized. Gene Ontology annotation, cellular component: cytosol. NCBI's taxonomy places the organism in Eukaryota, Fungi, Ascomycota, Leotiomycetes, Helotiales, Drepanopezizaceae. Gene Ontology annotation, biological process: TOR signaling. The record is from RefSeq and is a predicted model, not a curated record.